Messenger RNA from Dendronephthya gigantea, 1629 nucleotides. RefSeq lists its product as uncharacterized. NCBI's taxonomy places the organism in Eukaryota, Metazoa, Cnidaria, Anthozoa, Malacalcyonacea, Nephtheidae. The coding region runs from base 23 to 1282 and encodes 419 amino acids. The transcript has a single exon. The record is from RefSeq and is a predicted model, not a curated record.
AGUAAACAAGAGAGUGUUCACGAUGGCCUUUACGUAUCGUGUGCUGUUAAAACCUAGUGAUAUUUGCUUUAAACAGAAGCUACUGCCUUCUUCAUUCGAUGACGGAAUUCCUCUGCGAGAAACGCUGCAGCAACUUGCAAACGAAGAAGUUCUAAUCGAAGACCUGCCAAGCAUUGAUGUUGUUUGGUGUCACAAACAAUGGGUUUGGUACACGCUAAACAACCGCAGAUUGUGGGUAUUUCGCGAGCUAGAAAAGCUCAAAAAGUGUCGGUAUAUUGCGACGAGACGUGUCGAAAACAUCGAGCAUGUGACUGACUUUCCUUUAUACGGUUCUGCAGAGUUGAUUGGCGAGAGCAAUAUUGUUGAGUGGGACGAAGAUGGCUGCAGAAUAACCCUUUUCAAUAGCGGUGCGAAAAAAGAUGCAAGCUCUAAAGUUAAAACUGCCGACGACAAGCUAAAGAAGGAGGCUCAAAAUGGUACAAUACGGCGGGAUUGGCGGGAGCUCACUCCGUUGUCCGUAACAGUGCGUUGGAAAGAACCGACCAAAAGCGGCGAUGACGAGCAAAGAGUUGUCACGCCUGACCCAGGUGUGAAGUCAGAUAAACAAGCUGUUCCUGAAAAAGGUACCCAAUGUAAUGAAAGUCCAAGAGAGCGUAAAGAUUCUGGCUAUUCUGGCUCAUCAAGUGGUCGUACUUCGCCUAAGACUAUUACUAUCAGCGAUGACGAGACAGAAUACGAAACUGUAUUCAGCGAGACAGAAUUUUCCCAGACCCAGGAGAGAAAAUCCAGCAGCCGUUUCAGUAGGUUCCGACGUGAUCGGACUUCGUUUCCGUCAAAAGAUUCUUCUCCUUCAAGCAAGAAAGCCUCUCCAUUGCGUUCGGCAAAUUCUCGCCGCUUUUCUCCACCACGUUCAAGUAGAACUCGGACCUCUCCAGCAAACUGUCGUUUGGGAAGAACCAGAUGUAGACGACGUGAAAGAGUGUGUCGUCCGCCAGCCAGAGAUGCUUUGAGAGCAUUGAUGUCCCGUCGCAGAGGACGGCACGACGAAUUGAUGUUCUUAUUACAUCACGGAGGAAAGUCGAGAUUGGAGCAACUUGCAAUGAAGACCGAGCUGAUGAAUACCUGUGGCUUUUGCUUCAAAAGUUUCAAAGCUGGAGUUAGUCUCUCGCAGCACAUUGAAGAGCUCAAACAUUGGGCAUGUACUCGUUGUGGAAAGUAUUUUGAGAGCUAUACUGCACUGGGACAGCAUAAAUUGGCUCUUGAUCAUUGUAACGUUUAUUAAAGUGAAACAAGUCGCUAAUCCUUCACUGGCUUGAUGUUGCAAGUCUUUGGAAUGUUUUUAUGUUCUGCCACAAUUUAAAAUGACGGCGUUGUUGUUUUGUUGAAUUGUACCGUUUGUACAAAGUACGAACUGUAUAAAAUGUACAUUCGAAAACAGUAUGAUACUACCUGAAAGUAUUUGGAAUGUUAUGUGCUGCCAAAAUUGUAAAAUGGACGGCUUUGUUCUGUUUAAUUAUUCGGGGCGAGAUCCGGAGUACGGACUGUAAAUUUACAUUCCUUUGUAAAAUGUAAAUAAUGUACUUUAUAAAAUGUUUUGUUUAGUUGUGAAAUUAAUAUCUUGAGUGAGCU